Molecule: messenger RNA, 3719 nt
Organism: Gymnodraco acuticeps
Lineage: Eukaryota; Metazoa; Chordata; Actinopteri; Perciformes; Bathydraconidae
Gene: cebpz
Product: CCAAT enhancer binding protein zeta
Cellular component (GO): nucleus
Source: RefSeq, a predicted model, not a curated record
AUGACGUCACCUUCCACAUCCGGGUCACGUUCUCCUCAUGCUGUAGCAAGCAAGCAUGGCGGCGAAAAACAAGCAACGUAAAAAGUCCAAAGUGUCUUUUCAGCCGGCAAAAGAUGACAUGGAGGCCGAAAACAGCGGCGGGGAGGAGGGGGAAGAUCCUGCGGAGGAUGGACGUAAAGACAAGGGCAAGAAAGGAGAGGAAGAAGAGUUUAACCUGGAUGAUGUUCUCCGGCUGGGAGGAACACAGGCCGACUACGUCCUGCUCGCCGGCCUGAACGAUGAAAACGAGCUGGUGGACGGAGGAAAGAAAGGAGCGAUCGACGACCUGGAGGAAGGCGAGCUCGAGAAGUUCAUCAAAAAACUGGGUAUCCGAUCCAUCGACGGACUGCAGAUCAUCCCCGACGAGCCGGAGGAAACCGCUGAGGAGACGGAGGGUACAGAGAGUAGAGAGGGUACAGAGGGUAGAGAGGGUACAGAGAGUACAGAGGGUAGAGAGGGUACAGAGAGUACAGAGGGUAGAGAGGGUACAGAGAGUAAAGUGAUUAAAGGGAUAAAAGAGGGUAACAAGGCCAGAGAGAAGGAAGCCGCUGCAGCGAAGGAACAAACAUCCAGCGCUUCGCCCAAAGUGGAAACCAUAAAGAAAGAGAAGAAGGCAAAAGAAGGCAGGAAGAAGAAGCAGAACGUGAAUGUGUUUGAGUUCCAGCCGAGGAAGAUCCUGCUCAUCAGACCCGGGGGGAAGUGGUUCGAUCUGGAAUACACCGCGGAGGGAGCAACGUCCCCACAGGACCCCCCUCUGGUCUCUCAGUACAAAGCUCUGGCCGUGCAGCUGUACGAGGCCGACCAGGGGCUUUACAAAAGCAAGAAGAACCUGCAGAAAGGAGCCAACUCCAACUGGAUGAAGACGGUCGUUUCCUCCGGUGUGCUGGCUGACAGGAUGGCGGCCAUGACGGUUCUGAUCCAAGACGCUCCGGUGCACACGCUGGAGCACGUGGAGAACCUGGUGGCCAUGGUGAAGAAGAAGGGCAGUCGGAGGCAGGGUUUGAUGGCGUUGGACACUCUGCGGGAACUUCUCCUCUCCGAUUUGCUCCCGGAAAACAGGAAGCUCCGAUCCUUCGCCGAGCACCCGUUCGAUCAACUUGAGGAGAAGGCGAGCGGAAACAGAGACGCUCGAGAUCGCCGACUCAUCCUCUGGUACUUCGAGCACCAUUUGAAGCACCACGUCGCCGAGUUUGUGGCGGCGUUGGAUUCCGUCGCUCACGAUACGGUCGCGGCAACGAAAGCGAAAGCGUUGGCGACGGCUCACGAGAUGUUGUGCAGUCGACCGGAGCAAGAGAGAGCGCUCCUGAUGCAGGUGGUCAACAAACUGGGCGAUCCGGAGUACAAGACGGCGGCGAAAGCGUCCCAUUUCUUGGAGUCUCUGAUUCACAAACACCCCAACAUGAAGGCGGUGGUGAGCUGCGAGGUGGAGAGACUCAUGUUCCGACCCAACAUCAACCCCAAGGCUCAGUAUUACGCCGUGUGCUUCCUCAGCCAAGUGAUGCUCAGCCACGACGAGGCAGAUUUAGCCGCCAAACUCAUCACCAUCUACUUCUCCUUCUUCCGCGCCUGCGUGAAGAAGAAGGACAUCGAGUCCAAGAUGCUGAGCGCGCUGCUGUCGGGCGUGAACAGGGCGUAUCCCUACGCCGGCUCCGGAGACGAGAAGGUGAAGGAGCAGCUGGACACGCUGUUUAAAGUCGUGCACCUGGUGAAGUUCAACACGGCCGUGCAGGCGCUCAUGCUGCUGUUCCAGGUGAUGGACUCGCAGCAGAGCAUCUCAGAUCGAUACUACGUCGCUCUGUACAGGAAGCUUCUGGACCCCGGUCUUUCUUCCUCUUCUCGUCACAGCAUGUUCCUGAACCUCCUCUAUAAAUCCCUGAAGGCGGACAUAGUGGUCCGUCGUGUGAAGGCGUUUGUGAAGCGCCUGCUGCAGGUCAGCGCCGAGCAGAGCGCCUCCUUCACCUGCGGAGCGCUCUUCCUCGUGUCCGAGGUGAUGAAGAGCAAACCGGCUCUCAAGAUCCUGCUGCUGGAGGACGGGGACGGGGAUGAGGAGGCGUUCAAAGACCUCGCUGAGGAGGAUGAUGAAGAGGAGCGCUUUGUGGACGCAGACAAGCAGGAGGAAGGAGCAAGUGCAGAGCCAAAGGAGGAAGAAGCGAGUGCAGAGCCAAAGGAGGCGAAGCCCAGUGCAUCAUGGGUACACCACCAGAACCUGGAAGGAGGAAAGAGCAUCCAGAGCUACGACCCGCUACACAGAAACCCGUUGUUCUGCGGCGCCGACCGCACGACUCUGUGGGAGCUACAGAGGCUCGCCGCUCACUUCCAUCCGUCCGUGUCGCUGUUUGCAAAAACCAUCCUGGAGGGCGGCUCCAUCCUCUACUCCGGAGACCCUCUGCAGGACUUCACUCUGAUCCGGUUCCUCGACCGCUUCGUCUUCAGAAACCCAAAACAGAUGAAGGGAAAACAAAACACAGAUUCUUCCGCGCUGACGCCCAAACAGAGAUUCCCUCUCAAAUCUGUUCCAGUGAACUGUGAGGAGUUCCUGACUAAAGAGGAGAGUCAGAUCCCCGUCGAUGAAAUCUUCUUCCAUCGUUUCUUCAGGAAGCGUCACCAGGAGAAGCAGCUGAAGAUCCGCCGGCCUCGAGGAGACAACGAGAGCGUGGAGGACGUGGACGACGAGGAGUUUGAGAAAAUGCUCGACUCCUGCGAGGGAGACUCGUACUUCACGGAGAUGGCUGACGAUGAUCUGGACUUCGCUGGUAAUGUGAAAGCCAAGAAGAAGAAGAAGAAGGAUGCGGAGGCGUCGGACUCGGACGACGACUCGGACGCGGACCUGGACGACGAGGAGGUUUCUCUGGGCUCCAUGGACGAGGAAGACUUCGGAGACGAGCUGGAGGAAGAGGGGGGGACGUUCAUGGAUCCUGACGGGGGAGGAGAGGAUGACGACGAUGAAGAAGGUCCAAAGCAGGGGAAGAGGAAGAAGGGAAAGGAAGACACGGCCAUGUUUGCUUCUGCAGAAGAGUUUGGCUCCAUGCUGGACGAGAACGCCGGAUCCAAGUUUGACAACACCGGCCUGAACGCCAUGGCCAACAGCGACAAAGCAGGUCUGAAGCAGUUGAAGUGGGAGGCGAACAGAGACGACUGGAUGCAGGACCGCGACGCCAAGACCAUGAGGAAGAAGAAGACCAUGUUCAACAAGAACAAGAAGGCGUUCGGUCGCCCGCGGACGGGAGGAAAGACGUUCGGGAAGAGGAAGUAGUAGCGGCUGUCGUGAGAUCGUGGAGGUUUUUUUAAUUGGAGGAUGUCCUCAGUCCUGAUUGGCCGACCAGGCGGCGAGGUCUUUCUCUCGGACGCCGUAGACCCCCGCCCACUCGUUGGACUGGUAGUAAACUGGGAGGAAACAGAGGAGACAUUUCUGUGAAGAUAAAGGACUGUUUUUCAUGGACGCAUUUAACAGAUUUCUUCUACGGGAAUUAAAGUUAUUAAACUUUUCUCCAUCUAUGAGGCUGCUGAUAAAUACAUGAACAUGUCAUUGCCUAGUAUGUCAUAAGUAUGCCACCCUGUUUGUCAUUUAACAGAUUUCAUGUACAUCUACAGGAAUUAGAGUUAUUACCCUUUUCUGAAGCGUGAUUAUACGAGUUAUUUUGCCCAUUUCUUCAAUCCUGAUUAUUAAACAUUUAAAUGGG